AUGAAAGUUUAUAAACUGGUCCUUUUGGGCGAUGCGGCGGUAGGAAAAACGGCAUUUAUAGGGCGACUUCUAGAUGGAUCAUACCCGGAAAAGUACGAGCCCACAGUGGGGGUGGAUCUGACCCCUUUGACCUUUCGCACGAACCGCGGAGAUAUUCACUUUAUGGUCUGGGACAUCGCUGGUCAGGAAAUGUUGGCUGGCCUGGGCGAUGGAUACUGCAUCCAAGCUGACUGCGCAAUUAUUAUGUUCGGUCUGAACUCGAGGAAAUCGUUUGCCAUUUGUGAAAAGUGGCACCGCGACCUGAUGCGCAUCUGCAGCCAAAUCCCGGUGGUAAUCUGCAAAAACCGGGACAUGGUGAUAAUGGAUGACCGAAGGAUGCGGAACAAUCAGUCGUUUUUCGGCCGGAAGCUGAACUUGGUCAACUAUGAAAUAUCAGUGAAAUUGAACUUUAAUUUGGAAAAGCCUUUCCUGUAUCUUGCACGUAAGCUGCUCAAUGAUCCCAAGCUAAAUUUAAUUCAGAAUCCAGGACCCCCAAAGGAAAUCAAGGUCGAAGGAGAUUUAACCCCAGCGAUGGAAUUAUAG
Messenger RNA from Drosophila takahashii, 582 nucleotides. NCBI's taxonomy places the organism in Eukaryota, Metazoa, Arthropoda, Insecta, Diptera, Drosophilidae. The record is from RefSeq and is a predicted model, not a curated record.